Molecule: messenger RNA, 1799 nt
Organism: Hipposideros armiger (great roundleaf bat)
Lineage: Eukaryota; Metazoa; Chordata; Mammalia; Chiroptera; Hipposideridae
Gene: DMKN
Product: dermokine
Exons: 18
Coding region: 1-1599 (532 amino acids)
Biological process (GO): cornified envelope assembly
Source: RefSeq, a predicted model, not a curated record
AUGAAGUUCCAGGGGUCCCUGGCCUGCCUCCUGCUGGCCCUGUGCCUGGGCAGUGCGGAGGCUGGCCCACUGCUAAGCAGAGGACGGAGUGCUGACGCCGGUGCUGGGGAGGCCAUUGGACAUGGGGUGGGGGAAGCCCUCGGCGAUAUAAUCGGGGAGGCCGUUGGCCAAGGGGUGGGAGACGCAGUUGGCUCUGGAACCAGGGAUGCUGUUGGCCCCUGGGCAGAGGACGCUUUCGGCCAUAGAGUUGGGGAGGCCGUCCAGGAGGGGUCUAGGGAAGCAGCCCAUGCUCUUGGAAACACUGGGAGUGAGGCUGGCAGACAGGCUGAGAAUAUCAUUCGGCAUGGAAUAGAUGCUGCCCACGGCUCCUGGCAGGGAAUGCCUGGCAGCAACGGUGCUUGGGGAACCAAUGGCCAGCCCCCAUCUGGAGGCCACGGCAUCCCUGGCUCUCAGGGUGGCCUCGGAGCUCACAGCCAGGGCAAUCCUGGAGGUUCAGGCACUCCCUCGGAUCAUGUAUACUCUGGAGGCUCAGGUGGCAGCUUUGGAACCAACUCUCAAGGAAGCUCCUGGGGCCAAGGAGGCAAUGGAGGGUCACACAACUUUGGGACCAACCCUCAGUGCAUCAACUCCCUGCCAUCUGGCUCAGAUGGAAGCUCUAGCAACUCUUGGGGAAGCAGUGACAGCAGUGGUGGCAGCUACGGCAGCAGCAACGGUGGUGGCGGCAGCUACGGCAGCAGCAACGGUGGUGGCGGCAGCUACGGCAGCAGCCACGGUGGUGGCGGCAGCUACGGCAGCAGCCACGGUGGUGGCGGCAGCUACGGCAGCACCCACGGUGGUGGCGGCAGCAAUGGCGGAAGCAGUAGUGGUGGUGGCAGUCACGGCGGCAGCAAUGGUGGUGGCAGCAGCGGCGGCAGCAAUUCUGGGGGCAACUGGGACUCCAAUACCGGCUCUUCCUCAGGUGGCAGAGGUGGAAGUGGAUAUAAACCUGAGUGUGACAAUUCAGGGAACGAAGUCCGAAUGUCUGGAGGAUCUGAGGGUCAGGGCUUCCGAGGAGGACCGGAAGGUCCCAGAGGCUUUGGUGACAUCAGGGAAAUAAGCAAGGAGGGCAGUCGCUUUGUUGGGGGCUCCCAAGGCAAUUAUCAGGGGCAAUGGUCCAGUGGGGAAGGUGAAGCAGUCGGUGGAAUCAAUAACUUGAACUCUGAGACAUCUCCUGGGCUCUUGAACUUUGAGAAUUUCUGGAAGAACUUGAAAUCCAAGCUGGGUUUCAUUAACUGGGAUGCCAUAAACAAGGGUCAAAUCCCAGCCCCCAGCACUCGAGCCCUGCUCUACUUCAGCCGACUCUGGGAGGAUUUCAAACACAACACUCCUUUCUUGAACUGGAAAGCAAUUAUUGAGAACCCCAAUGAGUCAUCACUCCAGAAGAGGGCAGGCAGUGCUGGUCAGCCUGAUGCAGGAUGGCAAGAGGUGGCAGCUGUAACCUCUAAGAGUUAUAACCAGCAGGCAUAUCCUACUGCCUCUGGCGGGCAGUACUCAGCCAAGAUCCCCCCUAAGGCUUCCCGGGCGCAACCUGGCCUGUUGGAGUGGGCGAAGUUUUGGUAGAAAAUUACUUACAAUAAUGUCUGAAGCCCUGAAAAACAUCAGCUGUCAAGGAACCCGACUGCACCCCUCCCCAGCUCUUCAUCUAUGCCAGGCCUGGUGUGGGUGCUGACACCUUUUCCUACGUUGGGGACCUGGUUUAUCUGUCCCUUGUUGCUUCACAGCCCAUGUGGUACCUCCUUGACGACCAGUCUCAUUAGAAA